AUUUGCUCUGUUUAGUCGUGAUCGUAAUAUUCGCCGGAAAAUGGCUUCCCUUCUGUCUCACCGAAAAUGCGACGACAUGUCGUUUUAGAAGACAGAGCACGAGGUCGGCACGUGGUGUAGGAGAAGGACGGCGCUAUAAUAAUGAAUGUGGUUUUGAGUUUUUUUUCUUCGUCUUUGUAUCGGCGACGUUUGGCCGGAGAUAUGGAUGAACGGUGGGGAUUUCGCCGGCGGAAGCUGCGAGUGGCGGUGCUGGCGGCGGUGCUGUUGCUGUUUCAUCAGAAUUCGGGACUCUGUUUUUCUCUGAACAAUGAAGGUUUUGCGUUGUUGAGGAUUCGGGAGGGGAUUGUGAGAGACCCAUUUGGGGCUUUAUCGAGCUGGAAUGGUGAAUUUGAUCAUUGUUCUUGGUUUGGGGUCGAGUGCUCUGAUGGGAAAGUGGUGUUACUGGAUUUGAGAGAUCUCUGUCUUGGAGGAACUUUAGCACCGGAAAUGGGAAAGUUGCUCCACAUAAAAUCCAUCAUUCUGCGGAACAACUCCUUCCAUGGGGGAAUUCCCGAAGAGAUUGGGGAGUUGCUUGAGCUUGAGGUUUUGGAUUUGGGAUUCAAUAACUUCUCUGGGCCAUUUCCCUUGGAUCUUGGCAAUAACUUGUCUCUAACCACCUUGCUUCUUGAUCACAAUGAAUUCAUUAGCACCAGAACUCCUGAGGCCUAUGAACUCAAGUUGCUCUCUGAAACUCUGGUGGACGAGGACGACCUCUCCAGCAUUCACAGAACAGCAUCUUGCAGCAGAGAAACUCUUGUGGAUUGCCGGAGGCAGCUGCUGGGAGAUGGAGGAAUUCAUUCUAACAUGAAUGGGAGGAGUCUAUUAUCCCCGGCACCAUCGUUUUCUUCGCAAUCUCCAUCGCCCUCAUUCUUUUCGUUACCGCCCUCGUCGUCUUUUGCUUCAUCGCCAUCUCCAUUGUCCCCUUCAAAUCCACCAUUCCCCUUAGCAGCCUCCCCAAGUUCCCCAUCACCAUCUCCCACAAAGCCUCCAGCCCCCGCUCCUGCUCCUACUCCACGCCCACCAGCUCGAGCAAAGCCGCCAGUUCGUGCUCCUGCACCGUCUCGCUCCCGCAGCGUUCCACCGCGCCCUUCAGCUCCAUCUCCAAGUUUGAUUGGGGGAAGCAAUAAGAACAACAAUCGUAAAGUCCAAAUUUUGACAGGAAUUAUUGCAGGAUCAUUGUUUGUACUGAUCAUAACUGUCAGCAUUCUGGUCUGCCGAAGCAGCAAGGUUGUCACAGUGAAGCCCUGGGCUACAGGUUUGAGUGGACAGCUGCAGAAGGCAUUUGUAACAGGCGUCCCAAACCUUAAACGAUCCGAACUUGAAGCAGCUUGUGAAGAUUUCAGUAACAUAAUAGGCUCCUUUACAGACAUCACUGUCUAUAAGGGGACUCUGUCCAGUGGAGUUGAAAUAGCAGUGACGUCAACUGCAAUAACAUCUCCUGCAGAUUGGUCCAAAACUAAAGAAGAACAGUUCAGGAAAAAGAUUGCAACUUUAUCGAGGGUGAACCACAAAAACUUUGUCAGUCUCAUUGGGUUUUGUGAAGAAGUGCAGCCAUUCACAAGGAUGAUGGUUUUUGAAUAUGCUCCAAAUGGAACUCUUUUUGAGCAUCUCCACAUAAAAGAAGCAGAGCAUUUGGAUUGGGAGACACGAUUGCGGAUAGCUAUGGGUGUUGCAUACUGCUUAGAUCAUAUGCACCAGCUCAAUCCGCCCGUCAUACACCGACAUCUCUGUUCUUCGUCGGUGUACCUGACCGAAGACUACGCUGCCAAGUUGUCGGAUUUUAGCUACUGGAGUGAAGCAACAGCAGCAAAGUUAGGACCAGCAACUGUGGAGCUCUUGGAAACUUCACCUGCAGAUUCAGAGAGCAAUGUUUAUAGCUUUGGGGUGAUCUUGUUAGAAAUGAUUACAGGUAGAAUUCCAUUCUCGGUUGAUGAUGGCUCUCUUGCAGAUUGGGCAUCAGAUUUUCUGAAGGGAGAGCAGUCGUUAACUGAUAUGGUUGAUCCAAUUCUGAGCUCUUUCAAAGAAGAACAGCUUGAGAAUUUGUUUCAAGUGAUAAAAAUGUGUGUCGACCCCAAGCCGAAGCAAAGACCGACGAUGUCCGAGAUUGCUUCGAGGUUGAAAGAGAUCACAGCAUUGGAACCUGCAGGAGCAACACCAAAACUAUCUCCUCUGUGGUGGGCAGAACUUGAAAUCUUGUCUACAGAUACAAACUGAGUUCAAGUUGAACAUCAAGUCCAGACUUAACUUAAGCUAUCCCUUUUUUUUCUCUCUUGGGUUUCAAAAUUCUUUUGUUGAUUGUAGCAAUUUGUUGUUUGACUGUAAAAUGAGGGGUAAAAGUUCCAAAAGAUAGCAAAAUAGCAGCAGGGUAAGGAAUGUAACUUGUACAUAAAAGAGAGCUGCUGAGCCAAUGUUGUACUAGCUCCACAACAUGGAUAUGUAUAUGCAUGUUUCUUCCAAGAAAAUGAUCAUGGUUUUGUGUGUGUUUUGCA
Messenger RNA from Momordica charantia (bitter melon), 2528 nucleotides. RefSeq names its product inactive receptor-like serine/threonine-protein kinase At2g40270. Gene Ontology annotation, biological process: protein phosphorylation. Gene Ontology annotation, molecular function: protein kinase activity; ATP binding; protein binding. The record is from RefSeq and is a predicted model, not a curated record. Lineage: Eukaryota; Viridiplantae; Streptophyta; Magnoliopsida; Cucurbitales; Cucurbitaceae.